AUGAGCGAAUUCACCUACGUCGCCGGUAACUGCCUUGUGCCGCUCAGCGGUGGCAAGAUCAACCUAACGGUCCGUCAUAUCAGAAACCUGCCGCAUUAUCAUGCUAUGCAGCCCCUCAGCGCCGCCGACGAAAGGACUCACACGGCUGCAGACCGAGACCACAUGUGGAUCUCAGCCGUCUACAAAGUGCCCACGAAGAAGGUCCCAGCAAUGAUGCACAGGAUCCGAGGCCUGCCAUACUUCAAGACGCAAACGUAUCCCGGCAAUGACGAGGCCGAGGAUAAAAGCCACGUCGAUGCUAAGCACGAGCUCAACGAAGACGGAUCCGAAGAUGGAGACAGCCCCGGCGUGGCAGCUCAAAGCUCCGCUCAAGAUGACGAAGACUCGGACAACGAGAACGACGCUUCGUCUGUUCGUCCUGUGGUGAAGAAUGGCAGCGAAAAUGACAACGAGGGCAGCAAGAGGGAGGAGGAGGAAAGCGAGGUUGACGAGGAAGAAACAUCGUAUGACCAUGGGAAUGCAGACGGUGGAGACGAUGUAGACGAUGCGACGACACCGCAGGACAAGCAGCAGAAAGCCGAGGCCGAUCGUAACGACGAGAUCAUACUGGCAGAAACUCAGAGCAUGGCUGAGACGGUCGGAGAACUCCAGCAGCUCCUUGCAGCGCCGCCCGAGGCUGGGAGCACGGAUGGGUCGCCUCGCUCAGAAAAAAGGCCCAGAAUCUCUCAAGACGCCGAACGCAUGACGAUGGUAGCCCAUGCCGCGCCUCCACAGACUGGUGUGCCCGCAACGAUGCACAAAAUCAUCGGUCCCUGGCGCAUGUUCAAGGGACGCGGCGACAGCUCCAAUCCCGUCCUGCAGGCGCCCUCGCAAGCUGCGCUUUGCCCUCUUCCAUUCAUCACAGCGCAAAGAGAUCGCACUACACGACGCCUCUUCAUCAACAUCUAUGGCAUGGUAGACUGGGUCGGAGACCUCACCGUGUCCAGGCAGCGUCCUCGCUCGAAGGAGCGCUACUGGCGGGUCAGAAUCGUGGACCCCAGAGGCAGUGAUAAGGCCUUUUCGGUCUUUGUGUUUCCCGCUGCGGACACGUACCUCGAGAUCGGGACCCCUCUGCCGGGACUAAAGGCCGGCGAUCUGCUCCUGGUACUUGACGCCUAUGUUCCAAACAACUGCAAAUUUGCGAGCGCCAAGGAAGUGUCCGCCAUCUUCGUGGCUGAGGAUGCUGCCGAAGCUACCGUGCAGCCGGUCGAUUAG
Kalmanozyma brasiliensis GHG001 is the source of this 1254-nucleotide messenger RNA. RefSeq lists its product as uncharacterized. The coding region runs from base 1 to 1254 and encodes 417 amino acids. The transcript has a single exon. The record is from RefSeq and is a predicted model, not a curated record. NCBI's taxonomy places the organism in Eukaryota, Fungi, Basidiomycota, Ustilaginomycetes, Ustilaginales.